AUGGAUGGCAGCAAGAACGAAUAUGUGCACUUUAUGCAGUAUGUAGAGGAUAGUGGCCUGAAAGCUUAUGAUGAGCUGGUGAUACAGAAUGCUUCAGACAUCGCACGUGAGAGUGAUCGCGUUCGCCAGCACAGGGCAUACCUGAUGGAUCAAAGCCAGAAAAAAAGAUGGAUGGGUGAGGAUGUGGAAGGAGAAGAGGCUUACACUGGUAAACACUUUCGCAUGGGCUUCAUGACGAUGCCAGCUCCCCUAGACCGGCUGUCUGAACCAACUGGACUGGGUUUUACAGUGCGCUCCCAGUCUUUGCAUUCAGUAGGAGGUGGCAAAGAGGAUGGAGGCAGCCUAAACCUACGCAAACAACCCCCACCAAAACCCAAACGGAACCCCAGCACCAAACUUAGCACCUCAUCUGAAACAGUCAACACAACCUUAACCACAGGAAAGAGAUCGAAGGAGUUGGAUAAGAAUGAUGCAUUGAAGAGCCUUCUGUGCAGUGAAGAGUAUCGCCUCAUGCCUCCACCUAAACCUAAACGCAAUCCCAGCACUCAGCUUAGCACUUCCUUUGAUGAGUCUUACAUCCAAAAACAUAGCAAUAAGUUCAAGUCCAGCACUUUGCCAAGGCAACAGAAGAAAUCAUUAUCUCAAAAUCAAAGCUGUGCUUUGGACACUGAUGAGGAGACUGAGCCUGUUUAUAUAGAUAUGGUGGGAAACAUUCUGCAUGACUUUCGGCACUUUACUGGACACAAUGCCGAUGAAGAGAAUGAUCAGGGAGAAAGUGUGUAUGAGGAGAUGAAAUACCCUAUCUUUGAAGAAGCAGCCAUAUCUACUGAACACAUCCAAUCUUGUUUGAAGCCAUGUUCAAAUCCUGCAGUUUUAGAUGAAGCACUAACUAAAUCAACCCAGCGUGGGCCACAUGGUGACAUACCUGCCCCCUUUCCUAAUUUACUCACUCAAAAAGCCCCCUUGCUUGAGUUCCCCUCUGCACCAACUCAGUGUUCCCCAAAUUCAGAUGAAUCCCCCCUUACUCCACUAGAUGUCACCAAACUUCCUAUGCUAGACAAUUGUGGCUUUGGUAAACCCAGCAACUCCUCAACAACUGGUGACUCUGGACAAGCAUUGCCAGGGCAACAGUCUAUGGGGCAACACAAUCUUAAACAACACAACCAUAAAAAGUCAGAAAAUAAAGAACCCCAGUCUACCCAGACAAUCACUGCAUCUGGUCGUUCAUCUGCCCCACCGUUGUUAUCAGCAUCAAACAAGAGUAGUGGUUCCUCUGCAGCUCAUGGUUACCCUCGCAGCCACUCUGCCUGCCCAUCUCCCUUAAGCAUGGGACAGGUAUCGACACCUCUUAGUCUUAAAUGUCCACCUUAUGAUGCUCUGUUGACUGGCACAAUUCCACUUAGUACCUCCAGAGUCUUGCAUAGAUCCUGCGAGAGCGGACACCUUUUAGGCUCCUCCAGCAUUUAUGGGGGAUCCAUGCAAAAUGUUUCCACUGCAUCAGUUGGGUCAACCUCAGGGUCUGGAGCCCGAUCACCGACUAGUUCACUGGAUGAGCUCAGCAACAUAACUACCUAUAGCAAGAACAUGCUGAGAAAGGAUUCUGGAGGGCACAAGAGCAAGGAGCUCAGUGAGAUUAAGGUGAAAACCAGAAGCCAUAGCUCUGACAGUAAAGACCAAGCCUUGCGUAACUCUCCAAAGCGGCUGGACUGGGACACACCGUCAGGACAAUCUGCUACUCCAACUAACCUGGGACACCCCUCCCUCAGUCCAACCACCAUGCUUGCUGGUGGAGCCUCAGAACCUAAAGCAGCCUGUAAGUUAGGCCAUUCUGCCUCUACAUCAGGAGUGUCAACUUCAAUAGGAACACCCCAGAGACACGCCCAGGAGCAACCCUUAAGCCAUCAGACUGCAAAUCCAUUCCAGAUGCUCCCUUUAUCAUGGGCAUGCAAUGACAACACCAUGAUAGAGAUGAUCGAAAAAAAACGUCAUCUUUGCAAGGAAAUCAAAGCACGGCAAAAGCCAGACAAGGCCCUGUGCAAGCAGGACAGCCUGCCUAUCCUGCCCAGUUGGAAAAAUACCAAUGGCAGCAAGAUGGCACCACCCUACUCAGCACAAACAACAAUCUUCUGGGAUACAGCAGUCUAACAGGAAUAAAUAAUGGAGAUAUGUAAUAGAGAGUAAAAUCAUCUUCUGAAGACUUCUGAAUUUCUGAAGAAAUACACUCUAAGACGGGGUAUAACAAUCUGUCUGACAGCUCAUAAAAAGGAAGAUACAAAAGUGCUGUAGCAAAUCAAAUUAAAUCCAAGGGGUUCACUAUCCUUGCUUUUCUACAUCACUGUUUGUCAUAUUU
Molecule: messenger RNA, 2350 nt
Organism: Trichomycterus rosablanca
Lineage: Eukaryota; Metazoa; Chordata; Actinopteri; Siluriformes; Trichomycteridae
Gene: nyap2a
Product: neuronal tyrosine-phosphorylated phosphoinositide-3-kinase adaptor 2a
Exons: 6
Coding region: 1-2145 (714 amino acids)
Biological process (GO): phosphatidylinositol 3-kinase/protein kinase B signal transduction; neuron projection morphogenesis
Source: RefSeq, a predicted model, not a curated record